Molecule: messenger RNA, 2057 nt
Organism: Otolemur garnettii (small-eared galago)
Lineage: Eukaryota; Metazoa; Chordata; Mammalia; Primates; Galagidae
Gene: PKNOX2
Product: PBX/knotted 1 homeobox 2
Exons: 12
Coding region: 269-1600 (443 amino acids)
Biological process (GO): regulation of transcription by RNA polymerase II
Molecular function (GO): RNA polymerase II cis-regulatory region sequence-specific DNA binding; DNA-binding transcription factor activity, RNA polymerase II-specific
Source: RefSeq, a predicted model, not a curated record
GGGUCCCUGUGCCGCUGACGUCCCGAGCAGUGCUGGGAAGUAUAGGCUGUGUUGUCACGCCGGUGUCAGUCUGAUGAAGAUUGGCAUCAGGUGAACUCUGGAGCAGGACUCUGAAGCUUUCUGUCCUCCAUGCCGCUCGUUAGAAAAGGGGCUGUGAACUGUGUUUUGGCUGUAGCCCACAGGAAGAAUUUCUGGCGCAGCUGGAAGUGAGAGGAGGGGAGUGAGUCUCCUGAGGACCAUCCCAGAGGCUGCAGGGAUCACCUGAACAAUGACAGCAACCGCCCAGCCACCCUCCAAGGCCCAGGCUGUCCAUAUCUCGGCACCCUCGGCUGCUGCCAGCACACCUGUGCCCAGUGCCCCUAUCGACCCCCAGGCCCAGCUGGAGGCUGACAAGCGAGCUGUUUACAGGCACCCUCUUUUCCCGCUCCUGACGCUGCUGUUUGAGAAAUGUGAACAGGCCACGCAGGGCUCUGAGUGCAUCACCUCCGCCAGCUUUGAUGUGGACAUCGAGAACUUUGUCCACCAGCAAGAGCAGGAGCACAAACCCUUCUUCAGCGAUGACCCAGAACUGGACAAUCUGAUGGUGAAGGCGAUCCAGGUCCUGAGAAUCCACCUGCUGGAGUUGGAGAAAGUCAACGAACUCUGUAAGGACUUUUGUAACCGUUAUAUCACCUGCCUCAAAACCAAGAUGCACAGCGACAACCUGCUCAGGAACGACCUCGGGGGCCCCUACUCCCCCAACCAGCCCUCCAUUAACCUUCAUUCACAGGACCUCCUGCAGAAUUCCCCCAAUUCCAUGUCUGGAGUCUCCAAUAACCCCCAGGGGAUUGUGGUCCCAGCCUCAGCGCUCCAGCAGGGCAACAUCGCCAUGACAACCGUCAACUCACAAGUCGUGUCAGGUGGAGCCUUAUACCAACCGGUUACCAUGGUAACCUCCCAGGGUCAGGUGGUCACCCAAGCAAUCCCCCAGGGAGCCAUCCAGAUCCAGAACACACAGGUUAACCUUGACCUCACCUCCCUCCUGGACAAUGAGGAUAAGAAGUCCAAGAACAAACGAGGAGUGUUGCCCAAGCAUGCCACCAAUAUAAUGCGCUCUUGGCUCUUCCAGCAUCUCAUGCACCCCUACCCCACGGAGGAUGAGAAGAGGCAGAUCGCAGCCCAGACCAACCUCACCCUCCUGCAAGUAAAUAACUGGUUCAUCAACGCCCGGAGGCGCAUUCUGCAGCCCAUGCUGGACGCCAGCAACCCAGACCCCGCCCCCAAAGCCAAGAAGAUCAAGUCUCAGCACCGGCCCACCCAAAGAUUCUGGCCCAACUCCAUUGCUGCGGGGGUCCUACAGCAGCAGGGCGGUGGCCCAGGGACAAACCCCGAUGGCUCCAUCAACUUGGACAACCUGCAGUCCCUGUCCUCAGACAAUGCCACUAUGGCCAUGCAGCAGGCAAUGAUGGCUGCACAUGAUGACUCCUUGGAUGGGACAGAAGAAGAGGAUGAGGAUGAGAUGGAAGAAGAAGAGGAAGAAGAGCUGGAAGAGGAGGCCGAUGAGCUGCAGACGACGAAUGUCAGCGACCUGGGCUUGGAACACAGUGACUCCCUGGAGUAGCCAGGCAGCCCAGAUGCACUGACCAGCAAGCAGGAGAGGAGCGUUGUCGGGAGGGCUUCAGGGUGGGGGGGAAGGGGAUACGGGUAGGCAGCACUGAGGGAGUUGGGCCCUAGCUUCGCAAAAUCAGGAGCUUGAAGUACAGAGGAGACACCCUGUUCCUUCCCAACCACCAAGCUUCCAUGAGCAUCCCAGCCCACUGCCCUGGAACCACAGAGGACUCUGUUUGGCAGGGCCAGUCAAGCAGCCUGCAUGGAAAGACAGGAACAAUGUCUGGACUCACCAAAUCUCUGAGGCCAGAUGGCAACCAUGGGCCCCACCCAAGGACUUGCGUUGCUCACAAGCCCUGCACUGUGCGGUGGAUCGGUGCUGUUUACAGAGUGCGCCUUUGCCGGGGGGGACAGACUUAGGAAGAAAGGGAAAGACAAAGGGGGACAUUCAAGGGCAGGAGGGAGCUGUC